This is a messenger RNA of Bactrocera oleae (olive fruit fly), 1947 nucleotides long. It is a transcript of the gene Nemp, whose product is annotated as Nuclear envelope integral membrane protein. NCBI's taxonomy places the organism in Eukaryota, Metazoa, Arthropoda, Insecta, Diptera, Tephritidae. Gene Ontology annotation, cellular component: nuclear envelope. The record is from RefSeq and is a predicted model, not a curated record.
UUCUGGUGUUACCCUGUAACUUCAGGCAAUUUGAAAAUAAUCAACAUUGUUACUUUUACUUUUAUUAGAGGAUCGCAACCCGUAAAGAUUCAGUUUUCAUUUGGAUGUAGUGUUUCAAAAUCGUAUAAAGAUAGAAAACUUCAACUCAUAAAAAAUUAAUCAUUUAUAACUCGGUGAUAUUAAAUGAAGUUCUCUGUUUUGCGAAUUUAUCUUGUAAUAUAUUACUGCAAUGUAUUCAUUGCAGGAUAUUCAGACGGCGUCAAUAUGCCUCAAGUCAUAUUUUUGGAAGCAGGAACGAUAAUUGACUAUCAUCCAAAGACGCGACACAAGGGAUUUUUCGAUAAUGAUAUGCGAAUUUAUUGUUACAGUGGGUCUCGAAAAGAUUGGACCCAUAUUUUUGAGAAUAUUGAACUUCAGUUGGAAAUUGAAAAGGAUGAAUUUAAACAAUAUGAAGGUGCUACGCCAUUAGAAGUUCGACAAAAUUUUGAAGAUCGACAGUCAUUAUUUAGUUUUAAUUUGAUCAGUAAUAAACGGACACGUUUAAACCUAUAUCCCUUUAAACAACAGUGCAUUGGGAUUGACACCGCGCUGCCCUAUCGUGUACGUCUGCAGCAACUACGUAUUGACUAUUUUCGCAUUAUUCAAUUCUCCGUGGGUAUCUGUUCAUUUAUAUUUGCUGGAAGCCUUAGUAAUAACUCUAUAUUGUUUUAUCUGACUGGAGUUACUAUUGGAAUAGGCUCUUCUUUUAUGCUUAUUAUUUGGUUGACAAGUAAAUUAAUGCCCAGGCGUCCUAUGGUGUAUACCAUCUUGAUUGGUGGGUGGUCAAUUGGAUUUUACAUUAUCCAACGACUUUGGGAUAAUCUUCAUUUGAUUUUUCAAAUGUAUCGCGCAUAUGUUCUCUGUUAUAUAUUCACGACGGGAAUAAUAUCUUUCUUCUUUUGUUACCGUAUUGGUCCCCCAACAAAUCAGCGAUCGAAAAAUAUUAUAAAGUGGGUUUUACAAAUAAUGGCUCUUACUAUGGCGUAUUUUUCAAUACAAUAUCAAGAAGCCAGUGUAGUGAUUUUAAUCGCCAUAAUAAUUUUGAAUUAUUUGCCGAGUUCACUCUUAUACAAACCUCUCAAGAUUUAUAGAUGGAUAUUUCCACCUAAGAGACGUUUACUUACCAACGAGGAAUUUUAUGAAGAAGGUAUUAGAGAAACUUCCAAAGCCUUGAACGAAUUACGAGCAUAUGCCAACAGUCCUGACUGUAAACAGUGGAAAAUUAUAUCCAAACUAAGUGAUCCUUUACGAUUUGCAGCUUUUGUAGAAGGCCAGUCUCAUCUGAGAGAAGAAGAAAUCUUACGCUAUGAAAAUAACACAGAAACUAUUGAGCAAAGUGAAACCGACUCAGAUGAAAAUUUCGGAAUGGAGAAAGAAUACAAAAAAAAUAAUUUCCCUCGUUCUUAUUUGAAAAAAGAACAAUAUGGUUGGAAUCAAAGUAAAAUAUUUAGUAAUAAUAUUACGUAUGACGAUACGAGCGAAGAAGGUGAUAUUGUAUAUGAAGAUACUACAAAAUCAAAAGGUUCCGUUAAUAAUAUGAAUAUUCAAAACACAUCUAAUUAUGAAACGAGCGGUACACAUAAAUUUAAUGGCAGUAAUAAAGGCCGCACAUAUUCAUCGAAAUUUUCUAGUACCUCAAAAAGAGAAGCGAAGUCUAGAAUGUCGGUAACUUGAUGUUACAUUUAGCUGCCCACAUUAUUGCAGCGCAUCUAAAAGUGAUUAUUAGUGAAACCUUCUCACAUAAAAGAGACUUAACACAGUCAGGGUCAGUGGGACUCACAUAAUGUUAUUGUUUAUAAUGAGUUGUACAACUCUCUCUCUCUCUUUAAAUUGUGUAUCAACAUUUGCUCUUUGAAUGUUUUAGGAUAUGUAUACUAAUAAAAAGACUGCUAUUUUUUUCACCUGAAA